UUACGACAACCAAAAUUCGUAUUCUUCAGAAUUUUUAUAAACUCUUUUUAAUUUUACACAAUAGACACAAUUUUUUGUAAUUUUCAAGCGAAAUGUCUGCUUUAAUUCUUCUCUUAACUAUUGGUGUUUUGGCAAUUGCCACUCAUUCACCGUUUAUAAACUGUAUGAAGAAACACGAUGAGUAUGAAAAAUUGCGGAAAUCAGUUAUGAAAAUAAAUAUUGAAUCGGGUGGAUCUUCUGAGAGAUUGAAAAACGUCGAACAAGCUCAUUUAGCUGACUUAGAUUGUUCUUCAUUGAGUUUGAGCCCCACAAAAUUACAAUUUGAAUUAUUAUCUGUUCAAUUGAAUGAGCUUAAACUCGUGAUUGAUCAAAACGCUUAUAAGGCUGAUCAAACUAAACUGACGAAAUUUCAUAACAAAAUUAGAAAUAUUACGUCUUCUGUGGUGCCAGGGUUGGAGAAAGCAUAUGAAAAUGGUAAAAAAUGCUGCACAAAAGGAACAAUGUUAAAGAAACUUACACCAUCCAAUUCGCGAGUGUGGAAACAAUUUGCUGAACUACCAUCUGUAGCCGAUCGUGUUAGAGGAUCUGUCGAAAAAUUAUCAUCACAGAUUCCUGGAGUCAUUUCCAGAAUAAAUUCAAUUAACAAAUCAUCUGAUUUGAAUGAAUAUUUGCAAAAGGUUGAACAAGGAUAUGAGAAUGAUAUUAAAGAUAUUAAUAAAGACAUUGCACGCGUUCAAGGUGUCGGUUGUUCCAAGUAGAAAUGAUUUAUGAAUUAUUGUAUUUCAAUAAAAUUCAAGACGAUAAAAUUUCAA
This is a messenger RNA of Contarinia nasturtii (swede midge), 812 nucleotides long. RefSeq lists its product as uncharacterized. The transcript has 2 exons. NCBI's taxonomy places the organism in Eukaryota, Metazoa, Arthropoda, Insecta, Diptera, Cecidomyiidae. The record is from RefSeq and is a predicted model, not a curated record. Bases 93 to 758 code for a protein of 221 amino acids.